UUUCAUUCGCCUUCCUACAAGGCCCUUCUUCCUCGCCACGCUCUCUCUUUGCAGUCGCACUAUCGCAUUUCCUUCUUCUGCUUUCUCAACAACCGAAACCGUCAACAUCACAGUCAUGGCUUCGCGUCCCAAGAACGUCGGAAUCCUUGCCAUGGACAUCUAUUUUCCUCCUACUUGCGUUCAGCAGGAAGCUUUGGAGGCUCACGAUGGCGUGAGCAAAGGCAAGUAUACUAUUGGACUUGGGCAAGAUUGCAUGGCCUUCUGCACAGAGGUGGAAGAUGUUAUCUCAAUGAGCUUGACGGUUGUUACUUCACUUCUUGAAAAAUUCAAAAUUGAUCCAAAGCAAAUUGGACGCUUGGAAGUUGGUAGUGAGACAGUAAUUGACAAAAGCAAAUCCAUUAAGACCUUUUUGAUGCAAAUUUUUGAGGAGAGCGGUAAUACAGACAUUGAAGGUGUUGAUUCAACAAAUGCAUGCUAUGGAGGAACGGCAGCUUUGUUCAACUGUGUGAAUUGGGUGGAGAGUAGUUCAUGGGAUGGGCGCUAUGGACUUGUUGUUUGUACAGAUAGUGCGGUAUACGCUGAAGGACCUGCCCGUCCUACUGGAGGAGCAGCUGCAAUCGCCAUGCUUAUAGGGCCGGAUGCACCAAUUGCUUUUGAAAGCAAAUUCAGAGGCAGCUAUAUGUCACAUGCCUAUGAUUUUUACAAGCCAAACCUUGCAAGCGAAUACCCAGUUGUUGAUGGAAAGCUCUCCCAGACCUGCUAUCUUAUGGCACUUGAUUCCUGCUACAAGCAUUUUUGUGAGAAAUUUGAAAAAUUGGAAGGGCGGCCGUUUUCCAUCUCAGAUGCUGAUUAUUUUGUGUUUCAUUCUCCAUAUAACAAGCUUGUACAAAAAAGUUUUGGUCGGCUGUACUUUAACGACUUCCUGAGAGAUCCCAGAUCUGUGGAUGAAGUUGCUAGAAAAAUCCUAGGACCAUUCACGGCUCUAUCUGGUGAUGAGAGCUAUCAGAGCCGUGAUCUGGAAAAGGCAAACCAGCAAGCCGCAAAGCAUUUAUACAACGAGAAGGUGCAACCCACCACAUUAAUCCCAAAACAAGUCGGUAACAUGUACACUGCAUCUCUCUAUGCAGCACUUGCAUCUCUCCUUCACAAUAAACGUAGCUCACUGGUAGGUAAGCGGAUGGUUAUGUUCUCAUAUGGAAGUGGUCUAACAGCUACGCUGUUCUCCUUCCAUAUUCAAGAGGGUCAACAUCCGUUUAGUUUGUCAAACAUUGUGACGGUGAUGAAUGUUUCUGGCAAGUUGAAUCAGAGGCUUGAGUUUCCUCCGGAAAAGUUCGUCGAAACUUUGAAGCUAAUGGAGCAUCGUUAUGGGGCCAAAGAUUUUGUGACAAGCAAGGACUCUAGCUACUUACCUCCUGGCACAUAUUAUCUCACUGAAGUUGAUUCCAUGUAUCGUCGAUUCUAUGCCAAGAAAUAUGAUGACGCAAACUCACAAUUUGCUCCUAAUGGUCACUGACAUCUCCGAAUUUAGAGGUCUCCUUUUUUGCCUCACAGAAUAAAAUUGUAUGGGGCAUUCUUAAACUUUGCCUCGUCCAAAUUCCGGGGGUACCCAAAAAAUUAGUGAUUAAAAGUCAAAAUUACCAGUUUGAUAUUUUUUUCCCCUGGUAGAGCUGAUAUUGUUUGAUAGACUAAGCCUUCGUGGUAAGCUUCUGGAUGCGGUUAAAGUUGUUUAUUAUAUCUGAUAGAAUAUGAAUAUAUUUAUAAAAAUUAUUAAAUGCCGUAUUAUUAAGUGUGGCUUA
Messenger RNA from Neltuma alba, 1796 nucleotides. RefSeq names its product hydroxymethylglutaryl-CoA synthase. The transcript has 12 exons. Gene Ontology annotation, biological process: acetyl-CoA metabolic process. Bases 116 to 1513 code for a protein of 465 amino acids. Gene Ontology annotation, molecular function: hydroxymethylglutaryl-CoA synthase activity. The record is from RefSeq and is a predicted model, not a curated record. NCBI's taxonomy places the organism in Eukaryota, Viridiplantae, Streptophyta, Magnoliopsida, Fabales, Fabaceae.